AUGUCUGCGUACGAAGAACCGCUUUCUAGCCCUAACAUGGCAAGCUCUAUUGUGUACAUGAAUGAUGAAUUCUUAAAUAACUUUAAGAUGAAACAAUCUUAACUCACAAUGCUCGAUAAAAUAAAGCUUUCCAGAGAUGUUAGUGAAUUGAGCAUUCUUUCUUAAGAUUCGGAUGAUUUUGAAGCCAAAUAAGGAUUUAAAAAUAAAGUUUGGAAGGAUAGAGCAUUGAAUAUUAUAGUUCUUGUCGCUCGAUUUGUUACUUAUCUAUUGACUAAUUCGGAUAAAUUUAAAUUACGUUAUUUAGACCACAGACAAUUCAAAGUUAUUGGAGAUUAAGCUUCUGAUUUUAACUUUUAUGUAACACAAAAAUUAAUUAGAGGCAAGUCUAAGAAAGGUUCAUUAGUAAUUUAUCUAAUUAUUCUAAGGAAUUAAUAGAGACAAAAAUUAAAUAUUUUUUCGUCAAUUAUUAAACCCAUAAAACCUGAUAACUCAUAUAAGCUUUAUUGGGAUGUUUUAGUUUUUUUCAUACUUCUAAUAAAUAUCAUAUAUAUACCUCUAAAGAUUUCAUUUGAAAUAAGUGUGGUUGAUGGAGCGAAUUUAUUGUUAGACACUUUGCCUUAGUAUGUCUUUGUUUUUGAAAUACUGCUCAAUUUUAAUGUGGCUUACUACUCAAGAGGAGUGUUAGUUUUGAAUAGAGGAUAAAUUUUCAAACACUAUUUGAAAGGCAAAUUUGCUCUUGAUUUUAUAGUUCUCAUACCCUUUAUGAUAGGCCGAUCUAAUGUUCCAUACAUAGAAUUUGUGUUGCUAUUCAGAGUAUCCAGAGUUAUGUAUAUUUUCGAAAAUAUUGUUGAAACUAUGAAUCUCAGAGUAAAUUUUGCAUCAGCGGUUGAUAUAAUCUCUUUAAUGUCAACUUUCUUAUUUGCAUCACACAUCAUAGCCUGCAUUUGGCAUUUUAUAGCAAUCUAAGAAGCUGCAUUUGAAGAGAACACAUGGAUUCAAAGAGCCAAUUUGGAUGAGGAUAAUUGGAAGGCCAGAUACAUUACAAGUUUUUAUUGGGCUUGUAUUACAACGUUAACUAUCGGUUAUGGAGAUAUUAUACCAGUUACUCAAUACGAGAAGAUAUUUGUAAUUUUUGUAACUCUUUUAAGUUCAAUAAUAUUUGGAUAUACAAUUUCAAGCAUAGGGUCUAUUUUUGCUUAAAUGAGCGAGAAUAAAAACUAUUUAAGAGAUAGAAUGACAGUGAUUGAUUCUUUCCUUAAGAAAAGAGGAUUGAAUAAGGAUUUGUAGGUGAAAGUAAAGAAAUUCUUUGAAUAUUUUUUGAAAUAAGAAAGAGAUUAAGAAUCAGAAUGUGAAAAAUUAAUGUAUCAUCUAUCUGGAAGCCUAAAUAAGGAAGUAAAGAUUGAUUUUUACAAAAAUUUGUUAUGUGCUUCUAAACUAAUCAGGCAGAACUUUUCUGCUCAAUUCAUUGAAAAGUUGUGCAUUCUAGUUAAAGAAUAAUCAUUCGUACCAGAAGAAAUUAUCUCUGUUGAAGGAUAAAAAGUUGACAAGAUUUACUUCAUACUCAAAGGAGAAGUAGAAGCCUAUAUAAGUAACAAUAAAACCAUUAAAAUCUAUUCAAGGAAUUAAGCUAUUGAUGAAAAGUCAUUCGUUUCUCAACACCCAGCUUUGUUUUCGACAAGAGCUAUUAAAUUUUCAAAAUUAGCCUACAUCACAUAUGAUGAUCUACAAGAUCUACUCAAAUAUAAUCAAGAAGAUAGAGAACACUUCUACUAGGUUAAACAUCAAAUAGAAUUUGGUGGAAGAGUCAAAAUGGGUGGAUGCGAAUUGUGUCAUCAGAAUCAUGAUUUCAUUAAGUGUCCUUUCGUAUUCUAUACACCAAAUAGUUUAAGAUUAUUUAAAAAAAAUGAUCAUGAUGAAAAGUAACAUAGAAUGUAUUAAAUGCGAUCUAGAGAGGAGAGACUUCAUAAUAACUCAUUAGGAUAAUUAAGAAACCUAUAAUCUACAGCAUUUAACUAUUGUGCAUAUUAAGGAUUAUUAAAUGAAAUUGGUCCCAAUUCUGAAUUUAUUACAUCAAACAAAUUCAAUUUCUAAUAGGAUUCAGCUUAUGAAGAUAUGGAACCUAGUUUGACUAAUUCGGAUAAUGAAUCGGAGUAUAAACCAAUUAAAUCUUAAAAUCAAUUACAAAUUAGAAGAGAUUCGAGAAGAAAAGUCUCCGAUAAUAAUAAUAAAGAUAAUUAAUCUAUGAAAUCAAAAAAAAAGCAAACAAGAAUUUCUAUUUAAAAAGUGGGUUAAUAAAAUAGAAACUCCGGAUAAAUUGAGAGAGAGUAGGGCCAAUAAGAAAGAAAAUAUAAAUCCAGUGCUAAAAGAGCCACCUUAAUCUUAAAUUAGAUGAAACUUGAAUAAAGUGAAAGGGCAGAUGAGGAUCCUUUACAAACAUAAUUUUAAUAGACAAUUGCUCUUACAUUAUAGACCUAAUAAUAAGGAUAAUAAACACCAUAAGCCUAUCAUUCAGCUUAACUUGUAAGAACAUUUGAUGUGGAUCAAGUACAAUUGAUUGAAAUGGAUAUUGCUAAAAUUAUGGCAUCUAAAGAAUGUGAUGUUGAUACACAAAAGUAAAUGGAAUUUUAUGACACUCGAUUUAAUUUGGAUAUUGUAGUUGGGAAAUUGAAAAAAGUAAAUAAAAAGUUACCAUUAAAACUAAAACGAAAGAGAUUGAGAAAAUCAUUUGCAAGAUCCUAAUCAAUAAAGCAUAUUAGCUAAACCAAAUCUUGA
Messenger RNA from Paramecium tetraurelia, 2772 nucleotides. RefSeq lists its product as uncharacterized. Gene Ontology annotation, biological process: potassium ion transmembrane transport; regulation of membrane potential. Gene Ontology annotation, molecular function: voltage-gated potassium channel activity. Lineage: Eukaryota; Ciliophora; Oligohymenophorea; Peniculida; Parameciidae. Gene Ontology annotation, cellular component: membrane. The record is from RefSeq and is a predicted model, not a curated record. The transcript is spliced from 7 exons.